This is a messenger RNA of Gorilla gorilla gorilla (western lowland gorilla), 4867 nucleotides long. Its product is annotated as steroid 21-hydroxylase. The record is from RefSeq and is a predicted model, not a curated record. The coding region runs from base 2872 to 4359 and encodes 495 amino acids. Gene Ontology annotation, biological process: progesterone metabolic process; hormone biosynthetic process. NCBI's taxonomy places the organism in Eukaryota, Metazoa, Chordata, Mammalia, Primates, Hominidae. Gene Ontology annotation, molecular function: iron ion binding; heme binding; steroid 17-alpha-monooxygenase activity. The transcript is spliced from 10 exons.
ACCCUCCCAGAUGACCCGCUAGGAGUCUAGUGCUUCAUAGGACCACCCCGAGCAGAACUGGGACCCAAGAGCCUGCACCCCAAGGACCAGAGUCCAUGCCAAGACCACCCUUCAGCUUCCAAGGCCCUCCACUGCCCGGCUGUCGCCAGUCACCAUGGCCUCAGACAGGGCUUGUGCUCAGCUGACACCUCUGACACAGCUCUUCUGCCGCAUGAGCUGUUGUCCAGCUACACCUCCCCGACUCUGUCCUCGUGCUGCUGGCGGUUCUGAGGUCUGUGGAUUUUAGCUGAGUUCCGGGCUGUUGAAAGCCUGCUGACGCUUGGUUCUGUUAUCAGUGGAAUGAGGUGACUUUCCCGGAGUUGUGCAAUCCUCAGGUCCGGCAGUGUCUUCUUCCAGUUACUGGUUUCAAACAAGCCAAAAGUCUGACUUUGGUGUGUUUGUGAAUCCUCUGAGGAAGCCGCUGUUCUCCUGGGGUCUCCCCUUCCCACCGGACCUGCCUAACUUUCCCCCAUUUAGUGGCACACCUGGGGUCUUCAGAGAUGACUCCGCAUCUGUCCAAAGAAGUUUGGUGAGAUCAGUUUCCGUAGAGGUCAUGACAGUUCAGCAGCCUGCCAUCCAGUCAUUCGACAGAAAUUCGGGAAUCUUUCACUUCAUGCCAUGCCCUGUGCCAGGUGCCAGAGAUACAGCUACUCACUCCAGGGCUCAUCGCUGGGGAGACAGAUAAGAGGACGGGCAGUCCCCACCCUCUGUGAAAGAUGUGAUGUCAGGGAGCAGCGUGGUCCCGUGGGACAUCUAACCAAGUCAGGGGCAUUGCCAGGCAGGGACAGGGAAGGCCUCCUGGAGCAGGUGGCCUCCAAGUGGGGCUCUGAAGACUGAGAAGGAGCCAGGCAAAGAGCAGGGGUAGAUGAGGGCAUCUGGGGCAGAAGGAGAAUAUACAAAGGCCCAGAGGCCGGGGGCAGGACAGGGUACCUUUGGGGACAUUGCAUGUAAUUGACCACAUUUGGAGUUUGGAUUUGGAAGUGGUGGAAGAGAUGGAGAUGGUGAGACAAGUAGUAAGCAUGUCAGCCUUCCAGGUGCGCUCCUUUCCGAUGAGCGCUGUCUUAUCCCACGUAACUUUGAGAAGUUUGGGCCUUUCCCACUGUGGCAGAGGUUUCCUGAGGCUCUUGCAUACAUGGCCCUAUGGUUGCUCGUCAGAUCUUUCUCCCAGUAGCUGCUCAGCACGGUGGUGGCAUAAGCCCAUUUUCCGGAGCCAGGGGAUUCAGUUGCAGCAAGACAUGGCCCGGUCUGGGAGGUCAACCAUGAAGAAGGCAGUAGCUGUCAUUGCCCAACCCCAGAAAUCCCAAUCCUGUUUUCUCCCUCUCAGUCCUGAUCAUGGAUUCAGCAGCAGCGAACUCGCCAAUGUAGUGGGUGGCACAGCCAGGGUCUUGACUCUGGCUCUGCAGUAGCACAGUCUGGAGAAGCUCUGAGGGGAGAGAGACUCCCACUGGUCCGAGGGUCUGGCACAGAGCCAGAAAUGGGGGGGAAGGUAUGGGGCUGGGUCGCCUCUGACCUCUCACGUACCAUCCAGGAGGCCCUGGCCUCUCACUGAACCCUGCCACUCCUCUUUGGCAAGACCUCUUCCCAAACCCCCAAACUGCCUCCUUACCCACAAAAGUGGUCUCUGAGUGUCAGUCCAGUGGGACCCCCACCCCUUAUGGCUUCAGUUCCCCAAAUAGGGCCGGACCCUUGAUCCUGAUCCAGCUGUGGCUAUCCAGCCCCUUCCUGGGGACUUUGGACUUUGAUGGGGGCAUGCCCAGUUGUGCUGGGAAUCCAUACUCUCUCUGGCUGGAGUAGAACCUGUGGACUCUAGUCCUGAGGGCAGUCAUGUUCUGCCUGUGCCUGGAAACACCAGAAACUUGACUGCAGAGAGAAGAAAGAGGAGAGAGGAACAAAGCAAGGAAACUGCCCGUCUCUGGGGCUUUGUCUGUUCCCUAUCCCUGGCUUUCUAAGAUCAGUGGGGUCCCCUCCUCUGCUUCUUUUUCCUGAGUUCUGUGAAAUUCCCCAAUCCUUACUUUUUAUCUCAAACCAGCUCAAGGUGGGCUGUUUUCCUUUCAACCAAAGAAAGGUGCUCCUGGCGGCUAAAGGUACAUAUUCGACAGCUAGAUUUCCAGGCUGGAAUCCUGCCCUCCACAACAUGCGAACAAUACCCGUGUUGCAUAUAGAGCGUGGCUGUGAAGAGUUGAGUGAGUGCCCGCAAAGCACUUAGAGCAGUGUCUGGUACAUGCUAGUACUCCGCAGUGGGAAACCACCUCCUUUGUCUUCUGGGCACUUUUGCGAGUGAAAGGAGGCACUAAUAACAAUCACACUGGGAUGCCUGUAUAUACUGGAAUGCCCCAGGCAAACCAGGCGUAAACUGUAUUACUCUAUCUGUAGCUUAAACUAACAAACAACCCACACAAAUCACAUUUUGUUCUUCAGGCGAUUCAGGAAGGCCUAUUAGGCAGGGACUGCCAUUUUCUCUCUGAGACAAACAUCAUGCCAGUAAACUGGCCCACAGUGGGGUGGCAGAGGGAGAGGGCCCAGGUGGGGGCGGACACCCUUGCCUGCACGGGUGAUGUGGAACCAGAAAGCUGACUCUGGAUGCAGGAAAAAGGUCAGGGUUGCAUUUCCCUUCCUUGCUUCUCGAUGGGUGAUCAAUUUUUUUGAAAUACGGACGUCCCAAGGCCAAUGAGACUGGUGUCAUUCCAGAAAAGGGCCACUCUGUGGGCGGGACGGUGGGAGGGUACCUGAAGGUGGGGUCAAGGGAGGCCCCAAACAGUCUACACAGCAGGAGGGAUGGCCGGGGCUCUUGAGCUAUAAGUGGCACCUCAGGGCCCUGACGGGCGUCUCGCCAUGCUGCUCCUGGGCCUGCUGCUGCUGCUGCCCCUGCUGACUGGUGCCCGCCUGCUGUGGAACUGGUGGAAGCUCCGGAGCCUCCACCUCCCGCCUCUUGCCCCGGGCUUCUUGCACCUGCUGCAGCCCGACCUCCCCAUCUAUCUGCUUGGCCUGACUCAGAAAUUCGGGCCCAUCUACAGGCUCCACCUUGGGCUGCAAGAUGUGGUGGUGCUGAACUCCAAGAGGACCAUUGAGGAAGCCAUGGUCAAAAAGUGGGCAGACUUUGCUGGCAGACCUGAGCCACUUACCUACAAGCUGGUGUCUAAGAACUACCCGGACCUGUCCUUGGGAGACUACUGCCUGCUCUGGAAAGCCCACAAGAAGCUCACCCGCUCAGCCCUGCUGCUGGGCAUCCGUGACUCCAUGGAGCCAGUGGUGGAGCAGCUGACCCAGGAGUUCUGUGAGCGCAUGAGAGCCCAGCCUGGCACCCCUGUGGCCAUUGAGGAGGAAUUCUCUCUCCUCACCUGCAGCAUCAUCUGUUACCUCACCUUCGGAGACAAGAUCAAGGAGGACAACUUAAUGCCUGCCUAUUACAAAUGUAUCCAGGAGGUGUUAAAAACCUGGAGCCACUGGUCCAUCCAAAUUGUGGACGUGAUUCCCUUUCUCAGGUUCUUCCCCAAUCCAGGUCUCCGGCGGCUGAAGCAGGCCAUAGAGAAGAGGGACCACAUCGUGGAGAAGCAGCUGAGGCAGCACAAGGAGAGCCUGGUGGCAGGCCAGUGGAGGGACAUGACGGACUACAUGCUCCAAGGGGUGGCGCAGCCGAGCAUGGAAGAGGGCUCUGGACAGCUCCUGGAAGGGCACGUGCACAUGGCUGCAGUGGACCUCCUGAUCGGUGGCACUGAGACCACAGCAAACACCCUCUCCUGGGCCGUGGUUUUUUUGCUUCACCACCCUGAGAUUCAGCAGCGACUGCAGGAGGAGCUAGACCACGAACUGGGCCCUGGUGCCUCCAGCUCCCGAGUCCCCUACAAGGACCGUGCACGGCUGCCCUUGCUCAAUGCCACCAUCGCCGAGGUGCUGCGCCUGCGGCCCGUUGUGCCCUUAGCCUUGCCCCACCGCACCACACGGCCCAGCAGCAUCUCUGGCUACGACAUCCCUGAGGGCACAGUCAUCAUUCCGAACCUCCAAGGCGCCCACCUGGAUGAGACGGUCUGGGAGAGGCCACAUGAGUUCUGGCCUGAUCGCUUCCUGGAGCCAGGCAAGAACUCCAGAGCUCUGGCCUUCGGCUGUGGUGCCCGCGUGUGCCUGGGCGAGCCGCUGGCGCGCCUGGAGCUCUUCGUGGUGCUGACCCGACUGCUGCAGGCCUUCACGCUGCUGCCCUCCGGGGACGCCCUGCCCUCCCUGCAGCCCCUGCCCCACUGCAGUGUCAUCCUCAAGAUGCAGCCUUUCCAAGUGCGGCUGCAGCCCCGGGAGAUGGGGGCCCACAACCCGGGCCAGAGCCAGUGAUGGGGCAGGACCGAUGCCAGCUGGGGACCUCAGUUUCUCCUUUAUUGCUCCCGUACGAACCCCUCCCCUCCCCCCUGUAAACACAGUGCUGCGAGAUCGCUGGCAGAGAAGGCUUCCUCCAGCGGCUGGGUGGUGAAGGACCCUGGCUCUUCUCUCGGGGCGACCCCUCAGUGCUCGGCAGUCAUACUGGGGUGCGAGAGAGGUGGGCAGCAGCUCAGCCUCCCCCCGCUGGGGAGCGAAAGUUUCUUGGUCUCAGCUUCAUUUCCGUGAAGGGCACCGAGAACUCGAAGCCCUUCCAGUGGUACCAGCUCACUCCCUGGGAAAGGGGUUGUCAAGAGAGAGUCAAAGCCGGAUGUCCCAUCUGCUCCUCCCGUUCCCCUUAAGGAGGUGGCUCCCAGCACUCAACCAACCUCCCCGCAGAGCUCCCCUCCUGACCCUCUGCUGCAGAAGAUUGAGGCUUAAUUCUGAGCUGGCCCUUUCCAGCCAAUAAAUCAACUCCAGCUCCCUC